AUGCGGGUCACCAGAGUUUUACAAGCUCUGUCUCCACAGGCCAAAAAGCUGUAUGAGGAACUUCUUCAUGAAUCUGGGAAGUUUCAGGACUAUAAUUUUCGGGCCUAUUUCACACGAAAAGUUCGUAAGUCCUUUGGUGAAAUGGAGACAAUGGAGGAACCUCAGUUAGCUAAAGCAUUGAAAAAGAACGAAGAACUACUUGCCGUACUGCGACGUCAGACCACAUUGAGCCACUUGUACCCAACCAAGAAAACAUUGCUGGAAUAG
Messenger RNA from Echinostoma caproni, 267 nucleotides. The record is from the annotation of a GenBank genome assembly. NCBI's taxonomy places the organism in Eukaryota, Metazoa, Platyhelminthes, Trematoda, Plagiorchiida, Echinostomatidae.